ACCCCCUCCCGCCCGCCCAUCUCCCUUCCCCCAAUCUUAUACUUUGCCCCACUUCCUUCCGAAGAACCACUAAGCUCGACUCACCUUCCCCAGCUUCUCAAGACCCUGGGUACUAGGACCGCCCCUGCAUACCGUCAGGAAAGGAUGCCGUCCAGCGGCAGACCCCGGAGCUAACAAAUUGCCAAGAAGAGGAUUUUCGUUGUGCCAGGUUACCGGUGGGUAACCUGGGUAGAAGUCAUCAGAGAAGAAGACCUUGACAUUGGUUUUGAAAGAGGAAGUGAUGGAGAAACCACUGGAAUUCAUCCUUGCAACAAAACUCACUCUUAAACCAUCAGUAUAACUUCACAAAGUCAUUAAUCCAAUGUUUAUUAAUCGUUACCCAUGCCCUGUGCUAAGAACUGGAGAUAGAAAGUGCUCAUGGCAGGUGUUACUGAACGAGCAUGGCAGUCCUUCUCCAUGAGCCUGAGGUUACUCAGUUUCUGCCUCGAUCCAGUGUUCUAGGCAGUUGCCACCAACCAGAGUUUGAAAAUAAGAUGACUCCGUUACCAUCUCUGAGUAGCCCAAGUGUUUGACUCCAGCGAUGGUGAUUUCAAAUCAAAGAAGGUAAGUUCAGACUUCUCACUUCAUGUCAUCCAAGGGGCUGUCUCUCCCAUCUAUGAUGGGGAUGGAUUCUGACCACAGUUAGGAGGUACCUGCUGUGUGUCCUGUCCCAGGCAAGAAGCAGAGCUGGUGGCUGAGAAGGACACGUUGUGGUCCCUCAUCACUCUAAGUCUCAUUAUGAAAAUAUACGUUUGUGGGACAAGAAGAUCAACCAUCUGAUAUAUACUGGGGAGCUAUGUCAAGCAUAAAUGAUAUGCACAUUUUACUACAUCUGUUUCAUACUCAAUCAUAUUUAAUUCCCACAGCUACCCUAUACUGUUAUUGCCUCAUUUUACUGGUAAGGAAACUGAGGUACAGGAAGGCUGCUAUCUUGUCUAAUACUACACUAUUACUAAGUGGAAGAACCAGGAUUUGAUCUCAGGCCUUCCGACUGCUCAGGGCUUCGCUUCCAUGUGGAAUAUUUAUCAGUUGUUUCAUCCUGAGCCAGGUUCUGUGAAAUAUCUCACAAUUGUUGGUAUAUUAUCUUCAGUGCAGGGAGCCACAGUCUUUGGGGACCACAGGAUGUCAGAACACAAAACAGGCCAGGAUCCAGCAGGGCAUGAUGGAGAGAGUGGAUCAGGGUCCUGGGGACUGAGGGCAGAGCAGAGCUCUUCUCUGUCAUUCCCCUUUCCCUCAAACACCUGUGGAUUCUUUAUGGCUCAUGGAAGCCUUCCCUGGUCUGCAUGCUUGGCCUUCACCUCUUGUACUUCUCAAUCAAUGCACUUACAGUAAUUGACACCCACACAUCUGUCCCCUUGGACUCUGAGGCAGAGUAAGAAGAAGCCCAUGGGGAGUGAGGGGUGCUGAGCUGGGAGGAUCAGGGGACCUGGGCGUGUAGGCUUUGAGUGCCAGUCCGGGGAGGUGAAGUGUGGUCAGGGCUUGGGAUGGCUGUGAUGGGGCCUGGAGAAUCCCACGGCACAGAAGCUCAUUAAGAAGCUACCUGAUUUGUCUUCCCUGAGGAUCAGGAGCAGAUUAUGAAAGAGGGAACCAACAAGCCCCUGGCUCAUCCCACACUGAGCCCAGUGACAGGUAAGGAGUAAAGGGGCAGAGGCAGGGGCCUGAGCCAUGCAGUCCCACCCCUGGGCAUCCUUGCUUGAUGCUUUUCACUUGUCCCUGCCUGUCUCACUGGAUGCCUGCCUGCCUCCUUUCCAUCCACAUAGGUCCUCCUGGGCAUCUGCUCGAUUUCCUGACCUCUGUCCUCCUGUGUUCAUUGACUUCUCUCUGUACAGUGAUCAGUCUCUUUGUCUUUCUCUCUCCCUCUCCCUCCUUAUUUGUCUUUUGGGUGUGCUCCUCAGUUGAGGGGGAGAGAGAUGGAAGGAAGUGAAGGCUGCUGCUACAGAACUGAAGCAGUUGGCUCUCCAUGGAGGAUUUAGGAUGAGGCCCUGGUAGGAGAGAUAAAAGUGGGGGUGAUGAGUUAUAGAAGGUGGGAGCUGGAGGGAGAUGUUAGAACUGAGAAGAUCUGAAAUGCUCUUAUUUGGGAAGGAGAGGGAGGUGAUUGCUUCCAAACAGGAUACUGAUAUCCUGUCAUUAAACCUCCUGGGGUGGCUGGAGAGAAGGCUCACAGUGGGCUUGGAGCCCCCAUUAAUCUAUUCCUGGCCUUUCUUUCUCUUCCCUUCUAUACUCCUCUUUUCUCCAAUUCUGUACCAUAUUCUGGUCACUGAGUAUGUAACAAGGACUGGGGAUGGGAGGCCUAUUGAAAGCCUACUGCAAUAGUCCAGGCAUCAGAUAUCAGGUCCAGGUGGAGCUGCCAGAGGGAUGUCAAGGUCUUCAACUCUUCCAAAUAGAGUAGACCAGAGACACUCCUUCUCUACCAUCAGGUUGGUAACAAUGCAUUUUGACAUUUUGUUUGAUCCUCUCACAGGAUGAGCAAGUUCACUACCUUUCAGGACAGUUGAUUCUAUCUGUGGACUGGCCUCUCUAAUGUCAGCUGGUUGUAUUACAUUGGAUCUUGUCUCCCUAGUGUAACUCCCAACUAUACUUCUUAAGACCACCCCGGACAAGUCUUAUCUGUCUUCCACAUGAAAACCUUUCAGAGAGUUGGCCCUCAGCUUCCAGAAUGCCCUUCACCUUUUAUUCCACAUGGUAAACAUACCCAAUUGCUCCAACACUUCUUCAUAUGAUAUGGUUUCUAGACCCUUCUUUAUAACCUAUUUCAACAUAUCCACACUCCCUUUAAAAUGUGGACCCACCAUUGAAAAAGAUGCCCUACAUGAAGUCUGGCUACCCCAGACACAUUCCAUGACACCUUGUGUCAUCCGUUAGCAUCCUUUCUCAAUGAUGUCACCUCAAUGAUGACUUUUUAGAAAGUUUACUUAUACUGAUCCACUUUCGGUCCUCAGUUAUUGCCCAAUGAACUACUACUCCACCUAAACUGUUGUGGUUGGCUUUUUGAAUCCAAGGAAGGGACAGAGGAUUUUAGCUCUACGCUAUAACAUUUCUUUUCUUGACAUUAGUUUCUUGUUCUACCAUUUGAGACUUGAAAUUCUACUGUCAACCACUGGAUCAGAUUGUCUUCCUCACCAUCUACAUGAGAGGCUGUGAAGGAAGAACCCAUGAGACCGACUGGUCCAUGGGAAGGUGAUCUUGAAAUUUCUGGUGGUCACAAGUAAAAGAUCUGUAUACAACUCAUUCUUACCUCCUUUCCUUCCAUUGUACUUUUCCUGAAGCUGCCUAUCAUGACUUGGGCACUUAGUCCCGUUGCUGUUGCCUCCUCAGAGACCUUGCAAUAUCACCUCUUUCUCUCUCUCUUUUGGCUUCCCCCCACCCCGUGUAUAUAUCUUUAAAAAACAGCAACACAAAUAAAACACUCUUUCCACCUUUUGUCCAUCCCAAUCUUAGAUAUCUCUUCAUUACUCCACUUUACAGACCAGUUCACUCUUCAAAACCCACUGGUGUCUGAUUUUUACUUUCAUCACUUCAUCAAAAUUUCCCACUUUCAAGCCAAGAAUAAUUUCCACAUUAUUAUAUUUUUAAAGUUUUAUUCCUCCUGCUCUCUCUGUAGUGUCUGGCACCAUAGGCCCUUUUGGAGAUGUUAGCUUCCUUGGUUGGUGGAACCAAGUUUCCUGCCUCCCUGAUGCUCUUGCUCAAGCCCCAGCUCUUCUACUGCUGAUCUCUCUUGUGUUCAUGCCCCAGGCUGCAGAUUUUGAUUCUUUGCUCUUUCUCUAGACUAUCCUGGUUAGUUCUCAUCCAUUAUGUACCUUGAUUACCUCCCCAAUUUUUAUCUUCCACUUAGAUAUCCUUCCUGAGUUUGAAGGCAAUCUGACCUAUUCUUUGAUAGUCAGAUCUUCAAGGAUGCCUCAUGUUCCAAGCUCUAUGUCUGUAACAUAGUUAAUCAUUACCUUCCAGUCAUUUCCUGCCUCACGCCAUCUCUCCCUCCUCCACCUCCAUCCAGGUUUUGUCUUGUAAUGGUUCCCAAACCUGAAACCUCAAGCUCAUCUUUGUCCCCUCCCUCUUUCUCAUCUUAUGUACCCCUCAGUUACCAAGUUCUGUUGAUUCAAUUUCCCACACCGCUCUCUAAUAUCUCUUCUCUUCUUUAUUGCCUAUAAUGCUAUGCUGCUUCUGCCUUUUUCCCAUACCCCUCAAAUGGUCUUCCUCCAAUGCCUUCUUCUAACUUCCACCCAAGUAGUGAUAUUUCUAAAACCUAAGCCUCAAUGAAUUACUUUUCUGCUUAAAACUUAUCUCCAAAUUGUCAUGGCCUAAAUGAUCAACUCCAUGCUCCUUAUUAAAGUACACAAUACCCUUUUCUUUUCCCUCUUGCCCUGUGAAGACUAUCCUACCCUCAGAUUUUAUGUCUUGUGCUCCAUGGUUGUACAAAACUCUCCCUUAGUUAUGGUCCUUUGCACCUGCAACUCCAUCUUCUUGCAAAACUCUUCCUUAGGAUCUUUGCUUAGCUAAUUUUUGCUCAGCUUUUAAGUUUCAUAUUAUGUGUCCUCUUCUUGGAGAAGUCUAGCUCCCAAAGGCUACCUAGGUGCUUCUUUAAGGAAGCACAGCCUAUCCAGGCUCCUGUGACACUCUGUACUUACUCCCAUCAGCACUUAUCAUUUGACUGUCAUUUAUUGUUUACCUGUCUCCUUUCUGUGCAUGCGUUUUGAGGGCAGAGAUUUUUAUUACUGUAUCCCUGGUGCUUAGCACAGAGCUUUGACUGCUAGCCAUAUUUCCAUCAUAGUGCUAAGCACAUUGGGAUGUGGUUUGUGCCUCUACUCUUCUAUCUCUCUAACCAGACUGUAAGCUCCUUGAGAAUUAGGAAUAGACCUUAUUUGUCCUUGUCUCUUCAGCUCUUAGAAUAGAGCCUGAUAGGUAGUAGGUGCUCAAUCAGUGUUUGUUGACCAUUUGAUGAAUGAUACCAUGAGGAAGGGGAUUUGAUGGGAACUAACAUUACUGAGCUCCUGCUAUGUGCUAAUCACAGAGCUAAGCACUUCACACCUAUUAUGUAUUACUUCUCAUGACAUCUCUUCUGGUAAAUUUUAUGUAGAUUUUACAGAAAAGGAAAUGGGGCUCAAGGAGAUUAAAUUACUUGAGCAGAAGCACAGUUGAAGCAUCAAGAACUUGAAGUCUAGUCUUCUGAUUCCAAAUCCCAUGCUCCACUAGAACACACCACCUCCUAUGGCAUCACAAACAAGGAAUCAGCCCUAAUUUUUAAGAUAUAAACUAAAUUCAUGCAGCCUUUAAAUGGGUCUCCCCUCCUGUCAUAAAUCUCAGCUGCAAAAAGGAAAGGACUCCAAGGGAUAUAUUAUCAUUGGGAGGGUAUUCCUACCAGGUUGGAGGGAUUAAGAGAUGCCAAAGCUGCCUUUAAGCAAAAAAAGAUAGCUAUUAUUCUACCUCUAUUAUAGUUUUAGGGUGAAGCAGGAAGACCCUUCCCUUCAUUUGUGGGUAAGGCCAGGAUGAAGCAGAGUGGUGAAAAACUUUGUCUAAAAUAAAAUUGGAUGUGAGGAAGCUUCCAGAGGCCCAAAAGAUUCAAGAAACACAGACCUGAGUAAAAUUUUUCUAAACAUUUUAAUGUUUCUGGAGUUAUAUAUCUUUCUCACAUUUCUGACUCACCUCCUCUAUACUGUAAUGAUCAGAAGGUUAAAGCACCAAAGGAAAGGGUUCUGAGUGUUUGUUUUUCAAGGAGAGGGAUGGGAAAGCUUCAGACCAUUACCCCACUCUAUAGCCAGGACUAGGGGAGAAGAGCCCCCAAGCAACGCAUUAUGUGAUUGUAGCUCCUGAAAGACAAGAAAACAGGUGGCCUUGCUGGGGCUGAUAGAAUAAAAUGAGACCCUGGUGGUCUUGAAAAAAAUUUGGGCCUGAGAAACAGAAAAUUCCAUGAAAGUUUCCCUCCCCUUCUCAAAUUUGGCCUCACUCUGACUAGACCUCAGUCUUUGAACUUCUAUUAGUCCCAAAUAGUAUCCAAAUAAACACCAGCUGCCAGCAACUGAAUGGUCAUUGUACCUGAAUGUGCAUCCUAAACUGGGCCACUAGUCAGUUCAUUUCUCUUUCUGCAGCUGAAGGAGAAUGCAGAACUUUCCCUGGGACAACCACAGCUCUGUGUCUGAAUUCAUCCUUCUGGGCUUCUCCAGGGAUUCCCAAAUUAAUACAAUCCUCUUCAACAUCUUCCUCUUUCUCUACCUCUCUACACUUGUGGGCAAUGGACUCAUUGUCACCUUGAUUCACUUGGACUCCCGCCUCCACACACCCAUGUACUUCUUCCUCAGUGUCCUCUCCAUUCUGGACAUGAGCUAUGUCACCACUACUGUGCCUCAGAUGUUGGUGCAUCUGAUCUGCCAGAAGAAAACUAUCUCCUAUGUUGGGUGUGUGGCCCAGAUGUACAUCUUUCUGGUGUUGGGCAUCACUGAGGGCUGGCUGUUCUCUGUUAUGGCCUAUGAUAGAUAUGUGGCCAUCUGUUAUCCACUCAGAUACAAGGUUAUCAUGACCCCAUGGCUGUGUGGGGCAAUGGCCAUCUUUUGUGGACUGUGGGGUAUCAGCUGUUCCCUAGUCUACACUGUCUUCACAAUGCGCCUGCCCUACUGUGGCCCCAAUGAGAUCAAUCACUUCUUCUGUGAGGUCCCUGCUGUUCUGAAGCUGGCCUGUGCAGACACAUCCCUCAAUGACCAAGUAGAUUUUAUCCUGGGCUUCAUCCUUCUCCUGGUUCCCCUCUCCUUCAUUCUGGCUUCUUAUGUCCGCAUCUUUGCCACAAUCUUGAAGAUCCGCUCGGCUCAGGGUCGACUCAAGGCCUUCUCCACCUGUGCCUCCCACAUCACUGUGGUCACCAUGUUCUGUGGACCUGCCAUGUUUAUGUACAUGAACCCCGGGGCCAAUGCCUCCCCAGAGCGGGACAAGAAACUGGCUCUGUUCUACAAUAUUAUCUCUGCCUUUCUCAAUCCCAUCAUCUAUAGCCUUAGAAACAAAGAUGUGAAGAGGGCUUUCCUCAAGUUAACAGGUUCAAGCAAGGCCUCUGAGUGAGGCCACUGGAGCACAGAAGGCUACAACCAGACCUGAAACCACAUGUUCCACCCUAUUCCCUCCCAUCACCCUAUGGAUAGGCAUGAAUCACUGACUGAGAGUUAUGGGAGAUAAUAUGUAAGGUUGGUGCCUGGGUGGGAGCUGUUGAUGGUUCCAGCAGGUGAGCUAUCCUCAAACAUCAAGAGACCCAACUGUAGAUAGGGUGCCAAGUCAGGACCUAUGUCUGAUUUAUGUGUUUCCCAGGGCUCAGCAAAGGGUCUGGCACAAAGUAUCAUUAACAUUUGAUGAUUGAAUGAAUGAGCUCAUGAAGAUUGAGCCUAUUAAAUCAACUCAGGAUAGCCAGGACACAAAGACUAACAGGACCCAUAUGAGUGACUUUAUUUUAUCUCAAUCAGGAGUACGAACAGAUCUAAAGAAACAUAGUCUCAAGAGAAAGGAAAAGUGACCUUAGAAACAGGAUUCAGGAAUUGGUCAUUGUCUAUCCAGCACUUUCAUGGGAGUGCGUGUCCCAGGGUACAGAGCGAGCCCCUGCUGUGGUGAAGAGAUAUUUUGAGGGUCUCUUGAUAUACAGAUGAAACAUCACCCAAACCAUACCAUACUGGGGCAGAGCUCAUACUUUGCAGCAAACCAUCACCUUGUAGGAUUGUUGUGAGAAGUUAAUGUAGGUAAAGUUCUCAAAACAGUGCUUGAUGCAUUGCAUGCUUUACAUAAACACUGCCGUUCUUCUUGUCAUGCUCUACUUCUUUUUCCUAAUACCACCAUUACCAAGCAAACUAUUGAGAUCAUUUCAGCUUCAAAAGAGGGGCCAUUCUGCUCUCUGGAAAGGGAUAGCUAACAUUAUAAAUGAAUAAGUUGGCAUUUGUGUAUACCUCAUUCUAGUGUGGAUUUAGUGAAUUUGAGUCUGUCACCAAGAAACCUAUGAACUCUGAACUGGCAAAACUGUAGAAAAAUUAUGACACCCUUUCAAGGUACCAAAUGAAGAGGACCUGAUUACAAACAGCCAGAACUCCUCAGAUACUUUCACUGAUAUUCUCACAUGAUAGAGCUUUUAAAAUAAACAUUUGUUCAAAUCUAAACUGAGUAAUAAUGUGUUACUAGAGUACUUGAUUCAAGAAGAUACUGACAGGUAUAGCAGCAGGAUAUAGUGAUCAGAGUAGGGCUGACUUCUCUUACCAGUGCCAGACCCCUUCACCCAUACCUGUGGCCCCCUAGAGUCCCCAGCACCUUGGAAGAGGCACAGAAAAGUUGCUCCACAGAAUCUCACAAACUGUACUGACCACACAGUGCCUAUCAUACAAAAAAAAAGGCAGACAAUACUUCAGUGCCAAGAAAGGUAAGCAACACUCCAGUGAAGCUGGAAUCAGAGGGGUAAGCUCUCACACAGAGCCUCUAACAACCUUCACAAAAUCUCCUCCAAAUUUUGCCUUCACUCUUUCUACCACCAGGGAACAAAAGGGGAAAAGAGGCAGGAGUUCCUGGCAUUCAUUUUAUCCUUGUCAUGAUUCUGAAUUCCCACAGUCCAUUGAACUAUCCCAGCCUUUUCUGUUUCAAAUUUGACUUUGAAUUUGAAAUUCUAAAUCGCCUAAUGGAUACAAGUGAUAGGCAUUCAAUGAAAUGAUGCCAUGGAAAAAUAUUGUCAGAUUCUCACUUUAAACACAAAGGAAAUUUAAAACUAUUAGGCCUCCUUGUGAUUAAUAUCAGGCCUCUUUAACCUCAGAGUUAUUGAACCUUCAUUAACUAAUAGUCCUCAAUAAAACAGUGAAGGCUCCAAUGAAAGUGGUACAGAUUCAAUCCAAACAGAUGUCAUUGAAGGUGCUUUGAACUCAGCAAAGAAAGUAAUAGUAAUUGUGGUAUUAAUGGAAGUUAUGGUGAUUGUAACUUGAAUUUGGAAGGAAAAUAUUUGGCCUUGCAUUUCACAGUCGCUUAUAGGACAUUUGCUGAACCUGUUUUGGAAAGUAGUAAGGAAGGGGGCUUGAGGAGAGAUGCUGGGCAUUGGGGGAGAGCAGGCAGGUACCACAUAGAAGGAUUAACAGGACACAUCAAGCCCCCAAAUCACAGGAGCAAAGGAUGAAUUGCAGAGAUAUGAAGGGCAUUGGUCAGGCUUUCCGCCUAGAUAAUAACUGGUACAAUGGGAAGAGACGGCUUGACAAUGAGGUUCGAUUAGGCCAGAGAACAGUGUUGUAGGAUUAAGGAUUAGAGAGAACUGGGUAGAGUUCUGGAAGAAAGGGGGAUACAGGAAAUUUAGAGCUCAGGGUGGGAAAUAUUCCAGGUGAUUAGGCAAAAGCCCAUCUGAGAGUGUUGCCUCUAGAGAAAAUUCUAGGAAACUCAGCAGGAAAGGGAGUAAAAACCACAAAAACCACCCCAUUGAGACUCAAAUUAACAGAGAAAUUAUUGAACAACAGUAAUUUCUAACCCCACCCCUAAGUACGUAUAUGCCUCCUAUGAACUGUGCUGGUUUGUAGCCCACAAAUUCCAGCAGGACAAGGGCCAUGACUUCUUCCUGCAGUGCCACGGAUUUGGGAAUGACAGCUGGCAAUCAGCUGGCUCCCAUCAAUAAACUGUAGGGAAGCAGAGACAGUGGUAAAGCUGGCUUAAAACCUUGCUAGCUUCCUUGAUUUCUCUGUUUUACCAACACACCCAAGCCAUUAAGUGUUCUUGCUUCUUUCCUUGUCACAUCUUUUGGCAUCUCCCCAUUCACUGCCACCAUCCACUAUAAUCACCUUCACAAGCCAUGCCCGGGUCUCCCUCACUAAGUGCUCUUCAACCCAAACCCUCAUUAUGUCUCACAAGCCAUUCUUCUGAAAAUACUGUGUCCCCACCUUUCCUCCACCCCAUCCCUCAGCCUUGAUGCUUAAAAAUACAGGUUGUUCAUCAUUGUUAAGAUAAAAUCUACUAUCACCCUGAAUUAUGAAUGGUAGCAAUCUGUCCUAGUAGAGAAACUAAUGAAACCUUAUCACAUUUUAGCCACAAGACUCAUCUCUCCAUUACCCUGGUCCCUGACUAUCUAGUUGUAGAAGAGCCACUAGGUGGACUUCCCACCUUCUAGAAGGAACUCCAACAGCCAGGAAGACUUCUCCCCCAUUAUUGAGGCAGCCUGCUUCCCCACAAGGCCAGAAGAACCUCUCAUCAGUUAGCAAGUCCUCUCCACCAACCACAUAGCUCCUUACUCCCUCCCCAGAUGGGGGAAGGAAUACCUUAAUAAUCCAUGGGACCCUUCACUUUCUACCUGAAUCCCUCUGCCUGGAACUUUGUCAUACCAGGUACUGGAGCCUAUUGGUGUAGCUGUACCCACCCACCCAAAUGCCCUGUUUCACCUCUGAGUAAAUGCUUUAGGACCAUACUAGCACCCAACUCCACAUUUAAGUACUAGAAACGAAAUCUCUAUCACCUCAGAAGCCAGGAACUCUCUAGUCAUUUAUUAUUCCCAGACUCUGUUCAUCUCCCCACUUGCCCAAGUCCCUACUUCUCCCUUUCCCCAGUUCUCCCUCUCUUUGCCAUCUUAGUCCCAUAUUCAGCAACCUCCCCUCCCAGGAUCCUCAACCUGGAAUUCUCCCUAGGGAUGCCACACCCUCUUUACCUCUCUAAAAGGGAGUUCUUUGUUCUCACUCUUGGCCUGUGAGUUCUCAGACAUGCUCAUCCUGAUGACCUUUUAUCCCAUCUCCUUUCUGGUCACCUCAAGCCACACUCACACUGGAGCUCAUCAUCCCUAAACCUGCACUGCUCCCCAGUAAGAAUCCAAGCAUUCCCACUGCACUGAGCAAAAAAGUAAACACUAUCUACAGGGCUCAUUAGGACUGUCCUCUGCCUACUUCUCAAUGUCAUCUCUGCCUCUUCUGCUCACUUUAUUGUGACUACAUGGGCCUUCUUCCAGCUCUGCAGAAAAUACAAAGUUCUUUCCUGACCUGGGACUUUUGUACCUGGCAUCCCUUUGCCUGAAAUGCCUUUUCUUGGCUCUUUGCACGGGUGACUCUUCUCAUCCUCAGGUAUCAGCUAAACCUUAAUUCCUUCCCAAGUAAGGCCCUGGGAAGCAGGCUUUCCUCCUCCAUUUUUCUCUAUCACAGAAUGCUACUUGUUUCCUGAGAUAACUAUACCUUCAUUUCUCAGUAACUGAGUUUAGUUUCCAUUUUGAGUUAUCAUCCCAGUGGUGGGAGAAAUAAUACUAAUCUUCUUGGGGUUUCCAUCCCUCUCUCCCUGACUCCAAGUUCUGGAGAGCUUACAAAGUGGUGAGGUAUGCAGUGGUGGAUAGGAGUGGGGUGAGGUAUAGUCUGGUCCUCUGUGUCUGGCACCCAUUGAGAGAACCUCACUCUUGUGAAGUCUUUGGUCCUUCAGAGUUACUGUGGCAUCUUCUUGGGUUGUUCCAGAAGGAUUGUAAUUACAUGACUGUAAAUCUCUCCAUAUACCUGUCUUGGUUUCCCCAAGGCCUGACACUGGCUGGACUAUAAUGGAUGCUCACGAAAUACUGGAACUGAAUCAACUCAUCCCUGAGGCCUCUGAGCCACCAAUGAAACCUGAAAUGAAGUUGGAUGUUCAUGCUAACUCUGAGGCCCUUUGCCAGGAUUCUUAACUUCAUAUGUCAUUUAGAUUCCUUGAAAGAAUGAGAGUCACUGCUAUGUAUGUAUAGUUUACAAAUGGCAGCAACUUCUAUUCUUCUAAAAUUUU
Molecule: messenger RNA, 11736 nt
Organism: Felis catus (domestic cat)
Lineage: Eukaryota; Metazoa; Chordata; Mammalia; Carnivora; Felidae
Product: putative olfactory receptor 2B3
Exons: 3
Coding region: 6130-7077 (315 amino acids)
Biological process (GO): G protein-coupled receptor signaling pathway
Cellular component (GO): membrane
Molecular function (GO): G protein-coupled receptor activity; olfactory receptor activity
Source: RefSeq, a predicted model, not a curated record